CGCUUUCUUCCCCACGUUCACUCCAUCCGACACCUUCCAUCUUUCAUCUUCGGCCGACUUUCACGAAAGCGGUCCGUUUUGGGAGUUGGUUGCAGUUGCUACUUGACUUUUGCUACGGACGAAAGCAAAAGGUAGUAACUACUUGAGGAGUCUGUUCUUUUUUUUGUGUAAAAAGAGACCCCCAUUGAGUGUGUUGAGUUUUUCGUGUUGCUCCAGUGCUUUUUGAAUUCGCGCAGCGCGUGUUUCUUCUUGCAACUCGUACUCUUCCUCUGUCUUGUGUGUUUUGGUCUCCUUGUCGUUUUUCGUAGAAUAUUUUCCUGUUCCUCUUUACUCAAUAACAAGAAAAACAACCUCGUUGUCGGGCAUCGAACCCGCAAUCAAUCACCUCCGUUCCUCAACACACCUUGUUAUGACCUUUGCGCCUUCCAACACUUCAUCCUUUGCCGACUGUGUUCUCUUUGAUGACAACCCCAACCCCGGUACACUAUUUCCUGAUUAUUCUGAACAAGAUUCGUUUUACAACAAUGGCCGCUAUCUGCAAGACCUUCCCCCCGACGGGCUUCAAGCCCAUUCGGUUCUAAAGGACUCUAAUUAUUCUGAUUUGCAAUUUGGUUUUGAAACACAAGGCCAAUUUGCUGUACCGUACUGUUACCCUACCCCGGCUCUUACUCCUUCGACAAACUUUGAGAACAGUCCUACUGCUGCUCCCAAAGAUUCUGGCGCCUCUGAUUCCUCUCUUCUUGAUCAACUCCUUCGCUUUGACGAAACAAACUUGUACGCGUCAUCAACCGAUCCGAGCAUCUAUCCGCCCUCUGCAGACGAAUCCUUUGCUCUCCUAGACGCACCUCUUUUUGACCCUACCUCUGAAUUUUUCCCUCCCGUUGCUGAAGACUCUUUCUUUUCACCUUUGCCUGAAAUCCUUGCGGAGCCAUCUGUUUUUGACCCUGAACAGCAGCCUCAAGCGCCAAUUCCCCAGAGCACCUCUUCGGGAACUGUUACACUUUCUGUGGACCUUUUGUCUGCAUUAAUUCAGCUUGCUGCGCAAAAGAAGGCUAGUGCUGACGGUUCCUGCACCAACAGUCCGGAAGCAACAGAACUUGCCUCUCCACUCGGCGCAGAGUCUAAAGCUCGCGAAGCUCGACGACGUGUCACGAAGAAAUAUACUUGUCCCAUUGACGGUUGCAAUCGCGACUUUACCAGACGGUUCAACCUUGAAACUCAUUUGAAGAUUCACGACCCGAAUCGGGAGAGACCAUUUUCUUGCGAUAUUUGCGGGAAAGCUUUCUUGAAAGCAAGCGAUCUCGCGCGUCAUGGAAGUGUGCAUAACGAAACGAAGCAGCACAGUUGCCCUGCCUUGGGUUGUGGCAAGCGGUUCUCGCGUAGCGAUGCCCUUCGACGGCACAUGAAAACGUCUGGUUGCACAGACCCUCUCGAAGGGAAAUAAUCGUCAAAUGCCUACUGAUUCGUUAUCGGUAUCGGGGUCCUCUUACGGGGAGUUGGUCCGCAUGAAUUCUCAACACCCUACAGUUGGGGUCGAGAGAUGUUGUGGACCCCGCCCACCAUGGCGGGGGGUCUCGCAUGAAAUGCCCACCAUCUCUAGAGAGCCUCAACAAAAAAAAACGUCGUCGGCCCACUUAAAUCGUUUUUGCUUUUUUGCUUUUUUUGUGACUUUAUCCGUAUGGUUUACUCUCGUACUAGUAGUAUUUUCGUUUUGAGACCCUGCCCUUUCUUGUUUUGGGAGCAGUUGGCCGGUUAUCUGAACUGGCGUGGACUCGAGCGUAGCUAUGUGUGCGAGGGAAAAAUGGUUGGAAAUCAUUGGUGAUUUGAUGGAUUGCCAAUAUAAUGCGCGAAAUUUGUGUGUGCUUUGUGUCUGCGUGUGUGUGUGUUAGCGAUAUCGCUAAAUGUUUGUAACAGUGGGAAUUUGUGGUGUUUGGAGGGAAAUAUAUAUUGUUAUUCAAUGAGUGA
Molecule: messenger RNA, 1965 nt
Organism: Spizellomyces punctatus DAOM BR117
Lineage: Eukaryota; Fungi; Chytridiomycota; Chytridiomycetes; Spizellomycetales; Spizellomycetaceae
Exons: 2
Coding region: 410-1444 (344 amino acids)
Biological process (GO): regulation of transcription by RNA polymerase II
Cellular component (GO): PcG protein complex; transcription regulator complex
Molecular function (GO): DNA-binding transcription factor activity, RNA polymerase II-specific; RNA polymerase II cis-regulatory region sequence-specific DNA binding
Source: RefSeq, a predicted model, not a curated record